Messenger RNA from Corylus avellana, 1684 nucleotides. Its product is annotated as Outer membrane OMP85 family protein. Gene Ontology annotation, cellular component: outer membrane. Gene Ontology annotation, biological process: embryo development ending in seed dormancy; chloroplast organization. NCBI's taxonomy places the organism in Eukaryota, Viridiplantae, Streptophyta, Magnoliopsida, Fagales, Betulaceae. The record is from RefSeq and is a predicted model, not a curated record.
GCAAUUAAAAAUCAUCUCAAACCUACCAGAGAGGAGCACUCAAACAAAAGUUCUUCUUUGUGUUCCACAUUUUGUGAAAGUUUAUAAAGGAAAGAGAGAAAAAUAGAUAAAAAGGGUAUCUCCAUUGCUAUCACGUGCAGGUAAGACCAGAGAAGAAGCAAAGGGAUAACAUACGUUGGAAGCGAGGAACUUUCUUCUCCCAUUAGUAGACGUCACAAAAAACACCUUGCCCGCGAACACCCAAAAGCGCCACGCACCCUCUAUCUCUGAGACACUCAGCGUUUUUUCAUUCAUGCAAUCUUUGGCUUUCACUCCAUAAUUUUCCAAUUUAAGUUUAAUGGUUGAUGCACAGGGAAUUGGAUGGGAGCUCAGAAGAGCAUCCAUGCUGGCAAAGCCAAGAUUGAUGUUAAUGUUGAUCUCACUCACAAGCUAUGCGCUUCUUUGAUGCUUACUCCUUUCAGGAGCACUGGCAGUCCUCUUUCUCUGAUAAUUGGGAGUCUUUACAUCAAACACCCGAACUUAUUUGGUGGAAGCGAGAAACUUGAUGUAUCGUGGGACAAGGGGCUGUAUGAUUCAAAUGUCUUGGUGGCUUAUCGGAGGCCGAGACCUGAAUGGCUUGCUCAACAGUCUUUUGUUAUUCAGCAUUCUCUUUCACCUGAGAUUGGGGUCCAUGGUGUCCCCACGGACAAUUUCACCCGUUCAGGGAGUGGAGGUGUGAAUUUGUCUCGAUUAUCAGUUGGAAUGGAUCGGAAUGAGCCAGCAAGUUCUAAAUGGAGCAGUGCAACCAGUAUAAAAUUUGAGCAUGUUCGUCCUCUAAAUGAUGAUGGUCGCUCAAUAAGCAGAGAUCUUGAUGGGUUUCCUGUGACUUGCAGUGGCAAUUCACAUGACAGUAUGGUAGUUUUAAGGCAAGAAUCUCGAUUUGCUAGGGCAAAUGAUCGUACUUUUUCUCGUUUUAGUCUGCAAAUAGAACAAGGGAUUCCAGUUCUAUCUAAGUGGCUAAUCUUCAACCGGUUUAAAUUUGUAGCAUCAAAGGGAGUUAAACUUGGGCCUGCAUUUCUUUUGACAAGCCUGACAGGUGGUUCCAUUGUUGGGGACAUGGCUCCUUACCAAGCAUUUGCAAUUGGGGGUCUUGGCAGUGUGCGGGGUUAUGGUGAGGGUGCAGUUGGAUCUGGGAGAUCUUGUCUGGUUGCUAACAGUGAAUUGACAUUCCCUUUAAACAAGAUGUCUGAAGGUGCUCUUUUCUUGGACUGUGGAACUGAUUUGGGGUCUGGUCAACAUGUACCAGGAAAUCCAGCACUGCGGCAGGGCAAACCGGGAUCUGGUAUUGGGCUUGGAUAUGGCCUGCGGUUUAAAUCUCAGUUUGGUCACUUUCAGGUUGAUUAUGCAAUCAAUGCAUUUCAACAGAAAACUCUCUACUUUGGCAUCAGCAACGUUGCUUCCUGAUUGCCUCCUGCAAUGGCCAAGCUUCUUAGUGCAGUUUUAGUACAUUGCUCUGUUCAGUUGCUGAUAGCCUUGCAUAUUUCAUGGAAUGUUCAAGCUGCACUUGUCCAAGCUGUUCGUUCCUGAUUUAACCAUUAUUUUGAGAAAUUGAAGAGCAAAGAAAUGAUUUUCUUCUGUUCUCAAUUCUAAAAUUUUUGAAUUCCUUGUGUGAAAUUAAAAAAUCUGAAUAAUUUUACAGAAGGCU